UCACGUGUCAUGCGUCAUUUAUCUCCUGACCGCGGUCCACGGCGGACGCAGGUUAUCAAAAAUGAAGUCUGUGUUGUUUUGCUUUGUUAUCUGUGCGUUCGUGACCAAGAUCUGUGGAAAUAACUGGACGCCAUUCCGAUCUGUGCUUUAUUCGGAGCUGAUAGAAUGUGACCACGACAAGACGAAAAACCGUGACGUCAGCGAAGUGCUGGUCUACUUCUACGACUUCCAGAACAACUUCAACAUCACCUACCCAAUAGCGAUUGCAGCCGACAGCAUCACCGCUGCCUACAAUCUGGACACCACCAGGCGGCUCAUAUUCUUCGUGCCCGGCUACAAGACCCACAUCCAGAAGAACAACCCUGAACUCAUCAGGCAGACCUUCAAAGACGUCCCGAAUAUAUACCUGAUGAUCGUUGACCAUUCGUUGUACACAUCGGCAAAAGGCGGCAGAGUCGAAAGCUAUGAAAGAUCAGUGUCAUACGUCUACUACAUAGGAAGAGCAAUUGGGAAGUUCUUAGCUCGUCUCCACGAGAAAGGAUACCCUUCGAAGAAUAUACACUGUGUGGGACACAGCUUAGGUGCUCAGAUGCUUGGGCACGCUGGUGUCACAUACUUCAAUCAGACCGCGGAGAAGGUAUGGAGGAUAACUGGUCUAGACCCCGCUGGUCCUUGCUUCUCAAAUGCCCUAAUCGAUGAGCAGAUCAGGUCCGGAGUAGCUGAUUACGUGGAGGUAUACCAUUGCAAUCAAGGCGGCUUGGGGACGACAGCAGUGCUGGCUGACACGGAUUUCUUCUUCAACAGAAAGGGGAAGACCCAACCGCAUUGCAAUGGCGGGUUCCUCCCUGGUUAUGGGGAGUAUGACUCUGCGAAGUGCAGCCACAAGGCCUGUGUGAGGUACUGGACGAUCAGCGUGGCCCACCCAGGGUGGUACUUGGCCUGGGCAUGUGACUCGUAUGAUGAUUUUAAAGAGGGCAAGUGUGCUAUCAACGAGGUGACAUUAGCAGGGUACUGGAAUCCAGGGAAUGCGACUGGCGUGUUCUAUGUCUCGACCGAGACUUAUGGGAUAGUGUGAUAUUAUAAUUUUUAGGGUUAGUAAAUUCUAAGCUAUUUGAAGGGCGUACUAAAUUGAUAAUCUUGUUUAAAAGUCAAUCUAG
Messenger RNA from Ostrinia nubilalis (European corn borer), 1157 nucleotides. Its product is annotated as phospholipase A1 VesT1.02-like. The record is from RefSeq and is a predicted model, not a curated record. Gene Ontology annotation, biological process: lipid catabolic process. The coding region runs from base 62 to 1075 and encodes 337 amino acids. Gene Ontology annotation, molecular function: lipase activity. NCBI's taxonomy places the organism in Eukaryota, Metazoa, Arthropoda, Insecta, Lepidoptera, Crambidae. The transcript is spliced from 2 exons.